AUGGCCGUAGGACCGGCUUCGGAUAACUAUGAGUGGUCGCAGACCGGCAAUGACUCGGCAGCGAUCCUCAGCAAACCCACUCUUACAUUCAAACAGGCAACCUUGGACCUCUUGUCUCCCGCCAUUAUGUCACCCCGCCGCCACAGCAAGAGAUUGACCUGGUCUGGCGUCCCUUCGAGGAGCGCAUCUCCGGCUUCGACUACAUCGUCGGCUUGCGUGUCAAGUGUGCAAAACAUGUCAUACUCCACGAGCUACGAGGCCAACGCCUCAGACUACUUCUCCAUCCCCAUCAGUCAUAAUGGCCUCCCCACCGCAACGCCUCAAUCCUACCGGUCAUACGAAGACGCUCAGAUGGUUCACCUCAUGGAUGAUGCUGCGAUCAUGCUGGCCGGAUCAGCAUCGCGAUGGAAGCGAGUAGCCGUCACUAUGCCUCGCUCUUUCUGGAAGGCGGAGGACGACGCGUCUGCAUCCAGCUGUGACCAUCUCCUCUCCUCUGCCUGCGAGAAGCCCUUCGGACAAUUCCUAGCUGGUUACCGCGUCCCUGCCUUUGUCAAGACUGUUGAUGCGGACAAGACUGGCUCUGGCCUCCUGGAUGGCUUCCUGACAACCAACAAGAGGAACACUUGCUGGCGAUGCGGCAACUGCUUCUGUGAUGAUCAUACGACCCACUACGCGACACUUUUGCUCGAUGAGGCCGACUCCCCAGCGACUGGCCAUGCUUCGCGACGCCCUUCGCAAGAGACUAGUAUUUCGGCUCUAGCUGCCUUGGAGGAAGAAGCCGAACAGCUGUCGCUUGUUGCCGCCGCGGAGGUGCAAGGGGAGCCAGAGGCGACCACAGACACUUCGUCCACACCUCUGCCCACUGCAGCUUCCGCUCUGGCGCACUGUCUCCAACGCUCUACCCACAACUCGCCAAAGAAGCACUCUCCUGAAGCGCGACGAGCGUCAUCCACCGUCUCUUCGUCGCUGAGCUCUGAUGCUUGCUCCGGCACCUCAGCAGCUGCUCGGGAGAACGAUCAGCAGUACUCGCUAGCGCUUUCCAAUUUGCCGGCACCCGGUAGGCGUGACAGUGGACACAACACCAGCCCUUCCAUCUGGCACGGCAUGGCACAGCGGGAUGCAGUGGCGACAUCAGCAGCAGCAGCAGCCUUAGUAUCAUCUUCGUCAGCUUCUUCCUCCCGUUCUCACGCUACCACCAGCUCGCAUGGCACCUCAGUGACCGACGAGCAACUCGCACAACUUCCGAAGCGCAUUACUCUUCUGCCCAAUGGUCGAUAUCUAGUCAGGGAGAAGGUGUGCGACAGGUGCAGCAACAUCGUUGAGCAGGAGCGGGCAAAGACGGUGCAGCGCCAGGGCGCUCGUCGACAAAGUCAAGAGGACACGGCUGCCAUCGAUACACUAGCGGCUAUCGCCCACUUCGUCGAACAGUACAACGGCGAUGCGAUCCCUCAGCAGAGUCAGCACACUCCUAGGGAGACGAGGCCGGCGAAGCCUCAUCACCAACAGCAACAGCGCAGCAUCUCAUCCGACUCUCUGCACCACCGUCGAGGCCACUCGGGGGCCUACCCAACUCGCGAGCCCCGGCGCAAUACCUCGAUGGAGAGGCUCGGCCGUCCUGCCGCUUCAAGGCUCAGUCAGUUCUCCAUGAACGGCAACACACAGCCAUGGGCUGCUCGCGAAGACGACCGAGACGACGAUGACGGAGAGGAAGACGAGACUUCUGGAGAGCGUAAGUGGGCAAGCCCAGCUCUGCGCUCCUCGCCCUUUUCCUCGCCAUCUCUGCGCCACGCCACAGAUGACCAUUACUUUCCCUCGUACCUCUGCCCAUCCGAGGCGGGCAGCUCGAAUGCAGGAGGUCGCCGUGCUGCACCUGCGAGAGCCCCACAGGAACCAGUCAUGGGCGGUCAACGAUUGAAGUUCGCCAUGGCUCGCUUCCAGCACUAG
Molecule: messenger RNA, 1944 nt
Organism: Microstroma glucosiphilum
Lineage: Eukaryota; Fungi; Basidiomycota; Exobasidiomycetes; Microstromatales; Microstromataceae
Exons: 2
Coding region: 1-1944 (647 amino acids)
Source: RefSeq, a predicted model, not a curated record